AUGAUCAAUGCUGAAAUUUUAUGCCGUGUUUGUGGUGAUCGAGCUAGUGGACGACAUUAUGGAGUUCAGAGUUGUGAUGGAUGUCGAGGCUUUUUUAAGCGAUCGGUGAGACGUUCGAUGAAAUAUGAAUGCAAAGAUCGCAAGCAAUGCAUUGUGGAUGUCGCAAGAAGAAAUCAAUGUCAAGCAUGUCGUUUUCGCAAAUGUCUUGCUGUAUCUAUGAAUCCAUGUGCUGUACAAAAUGAACGAAAAAUACGAUCGAAUUCAACAAAAACAUUUCAAGAAAGGUGUCGUAAUUAUCUGAUAGCAUCCACUGAUGAGCUUACGCAAAAGUUAAGGAACAAAAAAACAAAGGCUUGCUUUAUAGAUCAUGGAACAAGAAAUCAGCAUUCUGCAUUUGUAAAGCGAUUGAAAGAAGUUGGACAAUUUAGCCAGUUGAAUUCAAGUAUUUAUCUAAAUUUCAUGUUACGAUUUAUGAUGCUAUCACCACCUUUAUCACAUAUCAGUAUCGAGGAACGCAUUUUAUUAUUGAAUCAUUCCUGGCAUAUGCUAUUUAUUGUCAAUUAUGCGACAUAUUUUGAAAGCAAUGUUAUUAAAUUUGGUGAACUGCAAACAGUUUUGGAAAUUUUGGAUUCAUUAAUGCUAACACCAUUUGAAAUUUGGUACCUAUGCAUGAUUAUUAUUUCUGAAUCAGUGAACGAAAUUUUUGGUAAUUUACCAGCGCUGUAUGCUUAUCGAAAUGAAGCAUUUAUUUUACUUAUGAAAUGUGAAACAUACGCAAUGGUUGCAUUAAUGCAAAACAAUAAAAAUCGAAUCGGAAAACUGAUGAAAUUGAAGGAAUUACUUCAAACAAUUUCAAAAGAAACUGUAUUGCAAACCUUUUUCCCAAAUUCUAUUAGAAAUCAAUUAUAG
Molecule: messenger RNA, 909 nt
Organism: Brugia malayi
Lineage: Eukaryota; Metazoa; Nematoda; Chromadorea; Rhabditida; Onchocercidae
Gene: Bma-nhr-236
Product: tailless protein, putative
Exons: 8
Coding region: 1-909 (302 amino acids)
Biological process (GO): cell differentiation; anatomical structure development; regulation of transcription by RNA polymerase II
Molecular function (GO): RNA polymerase II cis-regulatory region sequence-specific DNA binding; zinc ion binding; nuclear receptor activity
Source: RefSeq, a predicted model, not a curated record